Molecule: messenger RNA, 2352 nt
Organism: Mizuhopecten yessoensis (Yesso scallop)
Lineage: Eukaryota; Metazoa; Mollusca; Bivalvia; Pectinida; Pectinidae
Exons: 4
Coding region: 976-2028 (350 amino acids)
Source: RefSeq, a predicted model, not a curated record
ACUCGGGUAGGUAGGGUAGGCGGUACCGAAGUAUACACACCUGUCCGGUAUAUCUAGACAAGCUGUGUUGGGUAUAUAUCAGAAACUAGUGGAAUCAUUAGACGGCACACCUACGCCUCUACAAGGUACCGGUAUAGGGUAUAUGUAGUGGCUGUAUAUCCAGUACACGGUAUUGAGCGGUGCCUACCCGUUAGGUUUAGGACUCAAGAAAUCAUUGAGAUCAAUAUAACGCCAUUCGAGAGUUGAAAGGAAUGGUAUUCUAAUAGAUUGAACUACGGCUGCCUGUUUUUGUACGGACCACAACAUAUUGCCGAGAUAUCCGGAAAAUUCAGGAUCAGUUCAUUUAUACAUGUAUUCAGCACGAAACGUUUUUAGAUAAUUCAAAUUCAUCAGAAAGUGGAAAUGUAUUACGUACUCAUAGUGUAACAGUAAUUUGGCGUUGUGAAAGAAUGUACGUGGAACUUUAAAGAUGCAUGCAUUGGUUGCUUGCACACACAUAAAUUAAAAAGGUGUUUUUGGACAGGUAAAGUGAAAUACGGACGAUCGUAUUUAUAAGGUAAUAAGGUGAAGUUUCUCUUUCACAAAAGGUGUUUUGAUGAUGUUGUAAUAUUAAGCAAUCCAACAUUCUAUCGGAAGGCUUAGAUAAAUACGACACCUUUGAGACGUCGGUUUGAUAGUGGCAAUAGAAACUUCUGCAAACACGUUUACAAAGUUUAAGUGAUUAGUUGUCAGGCUGAAUAAAGAGGAAAUAUUCACGUGAUUUAAGUGUGUUUUGACAGACGGAAAGGCUACAUAGAGGACUUGUAAAGGCUGUAUUUAAACACGCGAGUGUAUUUACCAUAGGUCUAGGACAAUUUUAUCGAAGUUUGACAAGGAGAAUGUGAGGAUAAACCUACCAGCCACAAUCAACCGUUAUUCGGAUCAACAUCGCCCAUGAUACACACACAGACAUGAGACGUUUCACUUGACUACACGAUGUACUACCGUAGCGUGGAGAAGUCGGACACGUACCCUCGGGUACUACAGAGACGAUCCCAGUCGGCACGCGAGACCUACCACCCCUCCAUCACAGACCUCAGCGAGCAGGCACUCAGGCUCCCUAACGGCUUCGGCUCAGACGAAGAGACUAGUAUUUACCCAUUAACCAAUGGACACUUCGGUGACCGGUCAGUCAGACUUGAUUUGACGAAUGAGGAAACCCCCUCAAGAACAGAUGACUUGCCUAAUGGAACAUUCUCUGAGGUGAAUGGCGGGAAUUACGUGAACAAUACGUCAACAUCCCGCCCACCUAGUAUUCGAAUACAUUCUACGAGGCUCCCUAAGGUUCCCGACGACAGUUACAGAGACAGAGUGUGUUUGUCAGCCAAUAAUCGCCAUAAAAUUGGUGGAUAUUACCGACGUCCGCGCAGUGUUGAAAUCGGGCGACUGUCGUCUGCCCGCUCGCCUCGUACUAUUCCCAGCGGAUAUUCAGACACUGAUAUGGAAAAUAACAAUUUAGUACCACCUAACUUCCUAAUUAGGAAUUCAUGUUCUACGUCACUUAACACUGCCAACGCUGUCUCAAAUUUAAAGAAAAACACAGAUGACACUCAGCAACGGCCACAAAGCAAGGGGAGAUCACCAGGGACUCAGCUAUCUAACGGUUGUGAAGAAAAAGUCAAUGGAUUUCAUCAGCACUUGGUGAAUAAACAUCCUCUUCUGAAACAACGUAUAUCUCGUUGGUUGACAAACGGAAUAAAAAUUCAAAGUUUAAGGUCGAAAAGUGUUCGCAAUAUGCCAGGUGAUUGCCGACCGUCUUCCGAACGACAUUCCUGUAGCCGAGGAUCUCGAAGGAAGUUUUCGGAACACAAUCUAGUUGAAGAAAUGAAAAAAAUAAAAUUACGUCAGCAGAAUCUUUCGAAUGAAGUGGAGCCUUGUGAUUCAAGUGACUGGGCAUUGACAUCAUCACUAACAAUCACAAACCUGUCCAGGGAAGCAACUAUGACGAAUUCGCAUAGGGACAUUACUCUGACAAACUCAAAUCAUUGAAACAUUAUGUCAGUGUAUGCAUAGCAUUAUUAACAGGAACGCAAAUUUUGGCUUGUUAAUUUUAUAUUAAUGACAAAACAUCUUUUUUUUUAAAUAGGUAUUUAUCAGAGCUGACGAUGUGCAAACACCAGACCUUGAAUGUCGUAACUUUGACCCUAUAACGACGACACGUGUAUUCUAUGUUCUAGAAAGACAAAGAAUGUAUUAGUUUUGGAGAAUUUACAGAGGUCAUAAUUUUGAUUUAAUUUAGAAGACCUAUACCUGGCAAGAUAAAGCCGGUCCAGGAUGCGAAACUCAAAAAUCAGAUGAACUUCAAGUCAUUAC